AUCGCAUCCAAUGAAAUCUAGAUACUUACAUUUAUUCAUUCCUCAAAUAAAAAACAAAAAGUAUUACUAGUAAUAAUAAAAACGUUUUUUAAAAGUAAAAUAUUACAAAAAAAAAACGCAAGCUCAAUCCCCAUAGCAUCAGCGGAGUCAACGCGAGUAAGCAGCUCGCGGUCAAAGAUUGGGGCGGAGGCGGCGGAGAUGGGGCUGCCGGAGCACGCUGCGACACCGUAUUUGGGGAUGGUGCUGGCUUCAACGGCGCAAGUAGGGCUGAUUAUCAUCAGCAAAAGCGCUCUGGCUUCCGGAAUGACUAAUUACACCUUCGUAGCUUACUCCAAUGCCCUCGCCGCCCUAAUUCUUCUUCCUUUAUCUCUCCUCGUUCACAGGUCAUCAAAUCGGCCGCCGCUGACAUUCCUGCUUGUUUGUGGGUUUUUUUCGUUAGGAGUUCUUGGGUGUUUGGCUCAGCUGACUGGAUACACUGGAAUCAGUUAUACUUCUGCUGAAUUCGCUUCAGCAAUGCUUAAUCUCAUCCCCGGAUUCACCUUUGUGCUUGCUGUCAUAUUCAGGAUGGAAGUGCUAAACUGUAGAAACUCGAGUUUUCUGGCAAAAACAUUUGGAACGGUCGUCUCCAUUUCUGGCGCCUUUGUUGUCACUCUGUACAAAGGCCCCGAAAUCUUCACUCAUCUGUUGUCUGCUAAUGUGGUAGCGCAGUCAAGAUGGGUUAUCGGAGGAUUAUUCCUUACUGCAGACUGUGUCGUUGCUUCAGCCUACAUAAUUGUACAGGCAUCGAUUCUUAAGAAAUACCCAGCAGAGCUGGUUGUAGUAUUCUUUUACUGCUUCUUUGCUGCCAUUCUGUCCACAUUCGUGUCUCUGAUUACUGACCGAGACCUAAGUGCUUGGUCGUUGCAGCCUAAUAUCCGACUGAUUGCUGUUCUGUAUUCGGGAGUGUUUGGUUCUGCAUUCCAAGUCGGUGUAACUUCAUGGUGUCUGCGCAAAAAGGGUCCUCUUUUCGUUGCAAUGUUUCAUCCAUUGGGAAUCGUGAUAUCUGCUGUGCUCGGUCUUAUCUUCUUGGGUGAUAUACUGUAUCUUGGAAGUGUGUUGGGGUCAAUUGUCAUCGUUAUCGGGUUCUACUCGGUGAUGUGGGGAAAGGCAAAAGAAGUUAAGGGGACUGAGAACAGCAACGAUGGAAGCUCUGCAACCAAUACUGCGAAAGCCCCUCUUCUGCCAGUCGAGGAUGAACAGACAACAGUUUAGUGUCGAUAGACAGAGCUUGAUUCCAUUCACUUGCUAAUAUAAGGAGGGUCAACAGCCCAAAGCUGGAGAGAGUCGACGUCUCUGUGAAGGAGGAGACAUGUUUGACAAGUAUUUCCCUUUCCUAUCCUUUCACACACAUGAAGUGUCAUGCCUCAUCAUGUAUACUAUAUGCUUUUUUUUUUCUCUUGUACUCUGUCAAACCUCUCUCGAACAUUCGCGGAUGAACUGCAUCUUGUUCUACAUGAUAUGACUAUUUUUGGUGAAUAACUCAGUCUUGGCUGCAGGUGGAAGAAGUCAGAAUAGUGAGACAUAUUGUCUAAACAUGGGAAGCAUGAUCUUGAAACUCUUUGUUUUGAAUGGAUUCAAAUCUUUGUAGUAUUUUAUUGUUGAAGAUUUUACACCUAUGUAUGUUAUUUACUUUCAAGAGUAUCUGUGACUCUGAAAAUUCUAAGCAGUAGUGGUGGUGGGAAGUUUUUAUCUCUGUAAAAUGUGUGUAAAGCUUGAAUUUUUAUCUUUUGAAAUCUAUAUACUAUGAUUUUUACCUGA
Salvia miltiorrhiza (redroot sage) is the source of this 1797-nucleotide messenger RNA. RefSeq names its product WAT1-related protein At3g28050-like. Gene Ontology annotation, cellular component: plasma membrane. NCBI's taxonomy places the organism in Eukaryota, Viridiplantae, Streptophyta, Magnoliopsida, Lamiales, Lamiaceae. The record is from RefSeq and is a predicted model, not a curated record. The transcript is spliced from 8 exons. Gene Ontology annotation, molecular function: transmembrane transporter activity. Bases 199 to 1251 code for a protein of 350 amino acids.